Messenger RNA from Bactrocera oleae (olive fruit fly), 3105 nucleotides. The record is from RefSeq and is a predicted model, not a curated record. NCBI's taxonomy places the organism in Eukaryota, Metazoa, Arthropoda, Insecta, Diptera, Tephritidae.
AUUGACAGACGGUCAGUACAGCGAAGAAUGCAUUAUCAAUUAACAAAUAUAGAGUAGUAAGAAAAUUAACUUAUUCUGAUUUACCAGAGCAAUAAUAAAUAUAAGAAUCCAUAUUGGAAAUAUAUAGAGGCAUAAGGUGAACAAAUUUUGCUUCUAGUCAUGAAAACAUUGGAGGAUAUUCAGAAUGAAUUUCCCCUGCACUGGCUGGUGUGGAUCAACAACGUAGAUGAGUUAAAACGGGUGUUGAAAACGGAAACGGUGAGGAAGUGAAUGACGAUAAUGAAGAUGAUUCGAAAUAAAGAUUAGUGAUGGUGACUAUGUCAAUAUAAACAAACCACUAGUGGGACUUUAUAUUCACUAAGAAUAUUAAUUUUCAACAUAUAUGGUUUCAAAUAGCCAAAGAUUUAUUGUUUCCAAUCGCCAUAAAAGGGGUGCUCAGCUACCCGGUGAUAUGUCAAAUUACAUCAAUAUGCUAAUUUAAUUAAAGAUCGACAAAGAAAAAGUCGAUAACCGUGGGCGGACACCUUUAAUGUUAGCGGUUAAAUUAUCACAUUUACAAUGUGUGAAGUGCCUUUUAGCAGCAAAAUGUAACGCCAGCUUUGAACAUGAGGGAUGGUCAGUUGUACAAGAAGCCGUGUGUUCAGGAGAUGAAGCUAUAUUAACCGCUAUCAUAGAAGUCCGCGAUUUGCAACGUCAUGUUCAACGAGUAACGCAUGUACCAAAAUUGCUGCAGCACUUAUUAGACGCUCCUGAUUUCUAUAUAGAAAUGAAAUGGGAAUUUACAUCUUGGGUACCUCUAAUGUCUCGGCUUUGUCCUAGUGACACCUACAAAGUUUAUAAACGUGGUGCGAAUGUCCGAAUCGAUACCACAUUGCUUGGCUUUGAUAACAAUACUUGGCAACGAGGGAAUCGCUCAUACAUUUUCAAAGGAGCAAAAGACUCUGCAGUAAUGAUUGAAAUCGAUCACGACACUCAUGAAGUCAUGGAGGAACAAAUGAAUAGUGAUAUUGGAGAUAUUGUGGCAAUUCCACCCCCAAUUGGAGCUGUCCGUGCUAGGCUCAAUGCGCCUGUUAUUACGAAUAACAUUGAAAUGGAUAAGAUAAGCUUUGAACGUAACAAAUCAGGGAUUUGGGGCUGGCGGAGUGAAAAGUCCGAGAUAGUCAAUGGAUACAAUUGCAAAGUGUAUGGUGCGAGCAAUGUUGAGUUUAUAACACGCACCCGAAUGGAUCAUUUGAAUGAAGAGCAAAUAAAGAAUAAAUGUGCGCGCACGCCACUGCAUAGCUUUUUAGGUAUUGCUGAUGAUGAAGUUUCUAGUACACGCUCUAAUGAGGGAAUAAAUUCCAAAGAUCGGACACCUUCUCCCUCCGUUGAAACCCAAUGUCGAGAGGAAUUUCUUGAAAAUAGUACAGGAGAGGAGAACGCCAGUUGUAGUUCAGGUACUACUUCACCCAAGUUCGUUAUUACUCCAGAGGAAUACUUUUCUGUCGAUGUCGAUUUAGAUGGAUGCGACAUUGGCCGUCCCAAGAAAGUCACAACUAAGGUUCAGAGAUUUAAGGCUAACUUAUGGCUCUCCGAAGAGUAUCCGAUGCGGUUGCAAGAACAAGUUCUUCCUAUUUUGGAUUUGAUGUCAACAAUGGCAAGUCCGCAUGUUUCCAAAUUGAAAGACUUUAUCACUAUGCAACUGCCAUCGGGUUUCCCGGUAAAAGUUGAAAUACCUCUAUUCCAUCUCUUAAAUGCAUGCAUUACAUUUGGCAAUGUAUUUGGUAUGACAAGCGCUGUAGAAAAUGUAACUACUAUUAAUGAAGACGAUCGCAUAACCUGUAUUGUGGAUGAUCGCUGCUUUGAUAUACCAACCCAUUAUUCCAAUAGAGAUGUGGACUUAAGACGGCAAUUGCCGUUGGAGGAAGAUGAUAUGUUACAAUACGCCAUUGAACAAAGCAUGGUACAGACCACGAACAGAGCUGCUUCUAUACCAAAUAUUACAGAUGAUACGGAUAAAGUGGAUAUAUGGGAAGCAUUACGUGGGCAAGGAACCGAUGGAGUUCCGGAUGAAGACGAACAGUUACAGAGAGUUCUACAGGAGUCAUUAUGCGGUGCAACACAUACCACUGGGUCCCCAGUGAUAGACGAUGAUGAUGGCGGAUUUCGAUACGUGGAUCCUGAUCUAGCAAUGGCUUUGCGUCUUAGCCGUAAUGAUCAGGAAGAAUAUGAAUUGGCGAUGCAGCGAGAACAAGAAAUGCUUGAGCGGGCCUUAAAGUUGAGUCUGCAGGAAAACUAAUUUUCCUUUUUCGUGCAAAAUAAAAAUACGUAUAUUUAAAACGCUGAUACCAUUCAGCCGAAAUGUUUUAAGAUGGAUUCACUUGUGGAUGGAAUAACAAAUAUAAAUUUAAUAAACCGAAUUCUCGUUAGUAAAAAUAAUUAUUGUAAAAACAAGGCAUUAUGUAAGAUUACAAGAUUUCGAUUUCAGUGUAUUUCCUGCGAUUGUACGGGGCUACAAAAUCGGUAUCAUUAUUAGUUAUAUUCGACGGAGAUGUGAUAACAAAAAUUUUGUUGAAUCCAAGUGUUGGUAAAUUAUUAUAAAAAAUUUGUAUAAAACAUAUUAAAAUUUGGAACAAGACGAAUGUAUAAAUAAUGUCCCUAUGGGUUAAUUCGCCUUAAUUUGAAGUCAAAACAGGUCUGUUACAAUCCCAAAGCAUUUAAAAUGAUAAUUACUGAAUUUAGCUGCAAGUGUAAAUUAUACGCAAGUGUCAAAAUUAUAUAGUAAUCAUCCUUAAAUUCCAAAUCCUUUCUCUAAAAUAAUAGGCAAUUUUUUUUGCAAUUGCCAUACUAUCGGAUUAAAAAUUCAAUGGGAAAAACUUUAAUGGUUUUAGAUUUUGUUUGGACCGAGAUUUGAACCUACGUCCCGUCGAGUCACUCACUGCUUCUUGAUGGUAUUAGUAGGAAUGAUGCCAUGUUGACAGCUCUUGUCCUGAAUGCCAGGUAUGUUUGUCCCGGCUAUCGUGCGAACUGAGUAAUCAAGCACUUCGGAGGGCGCCAUCAGCUCCUUUCUAUUAAUACUUUAUUAUAAGAGUUAUUAAUGCUCCGAGUUUUAACAGAAACACCAUU